CUGUGAUUUUAUUUAUAAACGAAAUUAUUGUAAACAAUGUAAACAAAAACUUUAUUCUGAAGAAGAUUUUGAUAAUGAUGCUGAUAUCACAACUAAAUCAACUAUUUCUGAAAGAUUUUCAGAUUAUAAUACUGAUAAUGGCUUUGUUAUUCCUGAUAAUGAAAAAAAAUAUUUUUAUAUUAAAUUUCCUAAAUCAAUUCAAAUUGAAGAGAUUAAUGAAGAAGAAACUAUAAAAGAAAUUGUUGCAACUGGUCAAGCUUUACAACCAGUUCAACAUAACAUUUAG
This is a messenger RNA of Racocetra persica, 286 nucleotides long. The record is from the annotation of a GenBank genome assembly. Lineage: Eukaryota; Fungi; Glomeromycota; Glomeromycetes; Diversisporales; Gigasporaceae.